UGAGAUCAUGUAUGCGAGACACUGGGCUAUUUCCCUGAACCUUAAUAUAUAUCACAGGAGUGGAAUAUUGAUAAAGAAGUACAGCCUGUACCUGUAUUUAUAGGUACAAACUUUCGUGUUACACGCGAGUUGAAUGGUCACAUCCCCGAUCCCUCCCCUGGACGCCAACGUAAUACCACUAAUACUACCGUCACAUGUACUGACGAUAAGUUAGCCGGUAGGUCUUCCUACAUCUACGUAUACAGGUACGUGCAUGGGGUAUUACUGUGUGGUUACACGCGAGAUGACAGGUGCACGUUCCGCUCCUUGAUUGCUACUAAUACUACUGCCGGUGCCCUACGAAUAGGGUGUUUCGCUCCAACGCCCGAACACUUAACCAUACUACUCGUGUUACGGCUUCAGCUCGGAGCUCAACAGUUAACAAAAUUCAAACAUGGAGGAAACAUUUACGAUACAAGUGUGUGUUUACUUUCUCUGCAGUGACGUGUGCUGACCCCCGGGACUUGAUUGUGGGAUUUACCUCGGAGGGUCGGGAGGUAUGAGGCGUCGCCAUGACACUGCUGCGGACCCUCCAUCUCUGCACAUGGAUUACCAGUCUAUUUCUGCUCCUAACACAAACUCAAGGGUCCCAGUACCGGAUAUCCGUUCCAGAGGAAUAUAUUGCCUUCAUGGGGGAUCUCACAAUAACGUACAGUGUACCAAUCAAUGUGUCCAUGCCCAACGCCUUCAUACGGGUACUUUUCUAUGGCGUCAAAGGACGACGGGAGAUCACCACCAUCAAGCUUUCCGUAGGACAGUCAACCGGAAGUGGGCGCGUUACAUGUGGAGUAAUAGAAGUUGCCGGUCGCCAUCUUUUGGAAAUGUAUAUGUAUUUAGACGGACCGUUAUUGACAUCCAAGGAAUUUACCGUGAGGUGGCCGGAAUUCCAUUUAUAUCUUCCUGAAAGACAUAUAGCUCAGACGACGGAAGUGAAACUUCGGUAUACAUCGGAAGCUAAGUGUGUUCCUCUGUUGGAGCAGUAUUCGUUCCAGAUAGAUUUGGAAUAUAGACCGGAAAAUCAGUUCGAUCCUUCCUAUUACACCACAGAGCCAAGAGUGCUUCAUUCGGAGCCAGUGCUUGAUAUUUCCCAGGCGAUAACAAAUAUAUCUUACACUUGUGGUAGUUUUGACUUUAAAGGCAGCUAUAGAGCGUUUUUACGCAACAGUUACAACAGAAACUUGACCGUUGCUAGGAGUAACGUAAUGGACGUCCGAUGGAGUGACGCAUAUGACGUUCGGAUAUCCUCUUCCAGUAUUCACCCGUGCCAGGGUCACCUAGCGGUGUUGUAUGAACACCCGCAGUGUUCCGGUACACAUGAUAAAAUCCGGAUGUACGUGUUACGUCGUGACCUAUCUGGGUCACUAGCAGCCCCCCUGGAGCGGGUUUACGUCACAGAGAGACACGCCCACCCCGAUAAGACGUAUGUUGUAUUCAAGUGCAAUUUGUUUCCAAUGGACGUCACAGCAGUCGGAUUCUGCUUCGUCUACGUCACCAUGUCGAACACCGACCUCGUGGUGGAGCAACACAGCUCCUGUGUAUCGGCGCACGAGGGAGCAGAUGGCGGUUGGAGCGAGUGGGGCGCCUGGAGCACGUGUUCGGUGACGUGUGACAUGGGGAAGAGAAGCCGAUACAGGUCAUGCAGCAAUCCCGCCCCGGCGUACGGAGGGCAGUUCUGUAACGACUACCCGGUCCAAUUCGAACCCUGCUUCUCCCUAUGUCCCGAUGCUAUACCAGAUACCCCAUUACACUCUCCAACGUAUAACCAGGAGUGCGCGUGCGGCUGCGAAAUCAAGAAACAACAAGGGGAGAUAAUUGGGACAGGACGGUGUGACGGAUUGUCACUUUGGUUACUGAGUGUGGACAAAGAAGAGAUCAUCAGACUUAAUUUUCAGUAUUUUAAGCUAUACGAGGACAAACAGUGGAUUAAGAUACGGGAUGGUGAUAGUGUGGACUCAAAUCUACUGGCUGUUAGCUUCGGCGGUGUCAUUGUAACGGAAGUUACGUCAUCAUCUAAUAAAAUGUUAAUUGAAUUUAUGAGCAAGACUGAAACCUAUCAUUCGUCCAAAAAUACAAAUUCAUCCUCAUCCUCAUCUUCAUCUACCAGAUCAUUCCAGCUGAUACCAACCAGGAAAAUCCACGUCCAUGGCUUCAUUGCCAACUUCAGUUCCAUACCUCGAAACUACACUACAGUGCUGACUGCCGUCCCGUUCCAGACUUUGCCACCAGAGGGCAGCAUAUGGAAAAGCACCGUCACCAUCGUUGGUAUUUCCUUGUGUGCUAUCAUAGUGUUGGUGGCUGUGGUUGUCGCCUUUUACCAUAAGUGUGUUCGCAAGAGGGAUCACAAGUAUUCCAUGGCUGGAACGGUCGAAAGCCCUAGCCACAUGGCAAAAAGUACAAGCAUGCAUAGCACGCCAAGUCAUCAUAGCGCGUUAAGUGGCAUUGAAAUAGACUAUGACAUGGAGCGCCCUCUUACGGGACAGAGUAAACAGAAAUCAAGAGCAUCGUCGAUAUCUAGCAUACGAAGCAAUGGGCGGAACACUAGUAAUAGGAAACGUUUGAAGAGUAAAACUGAUCAUGACUCUGUCGGGGGAAGUCCCAAGCCCCCAUCUAAACAUUAUUCACCUCUCCCAAGUCCUCAAGUACAGGCAGCAAAGACCGAGGAAGGAGAUGAGAAGAAUAGUCUUUUCAAUACUAGUCCAUUAUUAGGCCGUCGGCCAAGGUCACCUAAAGUACAUCCUUCAUCCAAGUUUAAAAACAAUAAAGACGUCAAAAGUCCAUUAUCUCCGCCAUUGACAAAACACGAAAUGUUAAAGCGAAAACGUUUUGACAGUGAACAAAGUCAGGAUAGAACUCCCACGAACGGAUUCAUGGAGAGAACACGGGGCAUGGACAGUCUUACUGCUACACCCCUGUCCACGGGAUCAACGACUCCAACAACCAAAGUGCUAUGUGCUGAGGUACACCCCGUCCAGCGAGAGAGUCCUCAGUUCACCAAACUCGAGUUCAUGGAAAAACUCGAGCCGGAAGAGGUCCGAAAACCCGGAUCUGGGACGUCGGAUGAUUCUCAGACCCCGGACAAUUUGUGCAAGGAACAAACGACAUCUUUUAUAAACAAACCUGACUUUAUGAGAAGAAAUCCCGACAAUCCGAAGGAAAAACCUCGCCGACCCACAUCACUGACAGAAAGUUAUAGUAUGAAUGCUAUCCUGCCUCUUAAUGGUUCUGAUAAGAAAAGCACGGGUAGUAAUACCUCGCAGAAAAUAGUGGCUCCUAUUGAUAGACAUAACGAUUUACCCAAACCAGACGGGCAAAGUCCGAAAACUCCACGAGAGUUAUGUUCUAAAUCUUCUACUCCGAAAAGUUGUCGGAGUUCCCGGAGUAGACUGACAUUGUCUCCAUCUCGUAGCGCCACGACCCCGUCUGACGGUAACCUGGAGAUGGAAUAUGAUGAUUUUAUCGACUACGAUGACACCUAUUCGUAUUUUGAUCCAAUAGAGACAGAAAAACUCCAGUGGCGAGGCAAGGAAAAACUCAGCAAGAUAGUUAGCGCUGAUGAUGACUGAUGCGCGAACAUGGUCACAAAUUAUCAUGACUUGUGUCACUCGAAGGCAGUGAAAACGAAAACCAUGACUGUUACGUCAUCGUUUGUGUCUGGGGUUUGUGUAAAACGUCACAUAAUCUAGUCUACGUAUGUAUAAUUCAGAACUUUUUGAGAUUUUGAGAAAGAUGACGUUCGGUACUUUUAUGAGGUCAUUUAUUUCUCAGUGUGGUGUAAUGGAUGUUUAUACAAGAUGCGCUUAUAACAAUGUACAGAAUUCACGGUGACAUACGUUACGAAAUCUGUGUUCUCUUUAUCGGUAAACAAGUACAGGUGAAUGCCAUGUUGUACUGAGAUGCCAACAUAUCACACCGCUGGGUAAACCAACCAGAAAUGAGUCUUUUCAACAUUAAUCAAAUCGAGCUGCAUUGCUGUCAUGGAUACCGACAUUUUGAUGUGCAGAUUUCCUCCCCUACACCGUCCAGAAAACACAUUAAUAUCUUGUUUUUACACAGGAGUUGUAUUGGUAUCACUGACCAUAUUUGUCACAAUUACGAGUUCGGAAUUUAACAAAACCGUGUGCCUGUUUCAAGACAUUGGUUGUGAGUGAACUAGCAUGGCCGCAUUAUUUUCCAGUAUUACACCGUCGCAUAUACAAAAGGUACGCCAUCUUGCCCAGAGUAUUUUGUUGAUGUCUACGCAGUUUUCGGGGAUGGCCCUCAGUUUAUUAGACAUGUAUAAAUAGGACAUAUGCUGUCAUUAGUACCAGAUAAACCGAUGACUGACGGCUUCCUGUUGAAGGCGGUUCAGUCAGUUACUCUGACAUUAAUAUUGUUUGCGCGAUUAAUGUGUCAAAUAAAUCGUUAAGUAAGCAUUAUUAAGUUCUAGAUCAAACAAGGUUUUUAUUAAAUCAUAGUUUUAUGUAUUAAUUUAAUUUUGAGGGAAGUUGCUUACAUAUAUUUCUUAUAUUUUUACGGAGGGGAGAUAACUCGGCCAUUUUGUGUCAGUUAAAGGAAGAUAACCGGUACUUUAUGGACUCGGUGGAGUGAGACCUUGACUCUAACGUAGAAAAAAUUGCAAUAACAAGUACUUCUUCUGACCAACAAGAAAAUGGAACCAUGUUUACAAAAUUCAGAAAAAUAAGCAAUUCCCAAAUAUGAUUAAAACACUUCCAAUGGAGAAGUGUCAAUUCAAUAUCAGGAUGGUGCACUUGGCAGCUAUAUAUGAGCACAUUGCAAAAUCUACAGGUACCAGAGGCCUCUUAUACAUAUCACAGAGAGAGAAAACAGAUUUUCGUAAGAUAGCGAUCUAAUUUUUCAGAUGUAUUUCAAAACGCAUUUUUGUCGUGAUAUUGUGGAGUAUUAUUUUCUAUGAUGUGUCUUAUUAAAAUGAAAGAUUUAUUUAUUUGACACAAGAUGAAAUAAACAAUAAAACAUGAA
Molecule: messenger RNA, 5016 nt
Organism: Pecten maximus
Lineage: Eukaryota; Metazoa; Mollusca; Bivalvia; Pectinida; Pectinidae
Exons: 5
Coding region: 552-3602 (1016 amino acids)
Cellular component (GO): cell periphery
Source: RefSeq, a predicted model, not a curated record